Chara braunii is the source of this 2471-nucleotide messenger RNA. The record is from the annotation of a GenBank genome assembly. NCBI's taxonomy places the organism in Eukaryota, Viridiplantae, Streptophyta, Charophyceae, Charales, Characeae.
ACUGCUCAACGAAAUGACAAAAACUGCGGAACACAGGAUGUUCACCGUGUUCUGGUUGUUACUGGACGAUCCUAAAUGUUUAGACAUAACUCGUCUGAAGGAGGAGAUGUCUGCCAGACUGAAGGCAAUAGCUGAAACAAAGACCACCACGGUUGAUGAGUUCCAGACAUGGUUGGAUAUUGAAAGGCGCAGGCGCACUGCGGUCUUAAAUCGGUUCGCAGCCCAUGUCACAGAGAGAACUCAGAGGGAAUCACAACAACGGAAUGUCGCGUCUUGUGCCAGCCCUGGCAAGUGUGUGCUGAAGGAGGGGUGGGCAUCCUACGAUAGCCAAGCGUAUACCACAGGUUCGCUAUCUGCUUCGGGACGCAGUGUCGUUGACCUCUUAGCCUUCGCAGAGGACUGUAUUCGGCACUGUAUGAAAACCGUGGAAGAAUACGGUCUUUGUGACGAGGGUGUGACGUCUGUUAAGGAUGACCUUCCUAGCAAUAUGACGUCUCUGUUGAGAAGUUGCGCGGACGUCAUGGAUGCCCUGCAACACACUCGAGGUAGGUUGUUGGGUGGGGAGCUGACGGUGACAUGUGUGAAUGAAGUUGUCAUGGGAAGUGCAGAAAGUGAAAGGUCGAAGGCGAGUGAAGAACUCGACACAACAAUGCAAACAUCCAGAGGGAUCGGGACCAGUGUCGUGGAACUUGCGCCUGCGCCGCAUCCCUGCUCGUCUUUGAAGGCAGUGGGAAAGAAGGACAAGGAGAGGAAGAAAUCCAAAGCCGAAAAGAAAAAAGAUUCGAGAGAGCAUCACAGAAGCGGAUCUGAGAAUGCGAAAACGGAACGCACCAGCAGGCGAAAGCACGGAUCAAAAGUUUCCGUCCCAUCAAGUCAGCGCGUUCUUUCAAAGUUGAAAGAAUGCAAUGAGUCCCCCCCUUCGACUCCCGCCCCACGGAGCCGUGCCAGCGGUGCCGAGAACCGUCUGCCCAGGGCCCCCGAGAAGAGGUCGUGGGAAGAUGAAAUCACAAAGGUGCACCGCAGGACAAAGAAGAGAAUCUCCUACAAAAAGGACACAAUGGUGGACAUGAUCGAUCUGAGAGGGUCGGACGAUAUGCACAGCGGAGCCCGAGAGGAAGCAGAGGAGGAACACGACGACCCCUCAUCGGAAAAGUCCGACAGGGAGGAUGACAACGCAUCAAGGGACAAGGUCGACGACAGUGAGACCUCCCACGGACAUCCUCGCGACACUGACGAGGCUGACGACGACGGCGGCGGGAGUGACGACGGCACCGCGCACGAAGAGAGUGACGAUGGAGGAGAGGCCGAGAACAAGGCCACGCAAACUCGCCUGGAGGCAAAGGAGGCUGAGUGGGAGGCAAAGCUCAAGGAAAUGGCGACCGUAGUAGAAAGACUUGCCGCUACCAAGGUAAUCGACUGGACUGAGCAGAGCAGGUGCGGCAUCCAAGGCAAGGGGGUGCAAGGGCUGUUUGGUCAAGAGGAGGCAGCAGAGGCAUCUCGGCAAGAAAAAUUGGGAAAGGUAUUUCUGGAUCCGGAUGAGGCAGAGACAAGAAAGAAAGCCAACAAGGGAUGCUUUGAGUUCAAGGCUCCCACUGAGCUGGCUUCGCAGCAGGAGGCCCCUACUUCGCCAAGUCCCCCCAUGGAGGCGCUGACCCAAGAACCCCAACCUGCACCAGAAGAAGAGGGGGCGGUUGAGGAGUCACUGGCGAUCCUGCUAGACGCACAGGAGGGGACUCUCACUGGAGCGAUGAAGCCUCCACAGUUUGAGGCGCAGGGGAAGGGGCCGUCACAUCUGGAUGAGUUGGUAGCUGCUAUGAAGGUGGAUAUGCCAACGAAGGAGCCUCAGGAGCAGAGAACCCCGGAGCACGAACCAGAGAUGGGGGAAUUGAGGGCACAGCUGGGCUCAUGGGCCAUUUGGACCGAUUCGGGGGGGCCGACUACUGAUCAGCGGCAGCAGGAGGCCACGAGCCAGCCUACUAGGGCCGCUACCCCCCAGACUCCGAGGCCUCGCGAGGGUGAGGAAGCAGCUUUGGCAGGGAAAACCCGCGAGGGCAGGCCGCUGAGGCUGGAUACCCCUGAGUUCCGACCCGAAGAAGAGAUGCAGCCAGGGGAGUCAAGUGCCGAGGGAAUCGAAGGAGGAGAUGAGGGGCCAUGGCACCUGCCUCAGAGUCAUGAAGUGGGCAAGGAGACAAGAGGAACACCUCUGUUGUCAGGGACCCAGAAAAAGAAGAAGAGAUUUCAAAGGAAAUCGGGGGCUACGUGUUUCGAUUUUCUGGACGGAGUGCAUAGGGCCCUGGACUGUCCUAAGUUCCUCAAGAACAAGGUUGAGUGGCGGGUUAAUGAGGAAGAUGGCAAGAUGUAUGAUAAACAGGGCCGAGUGGUAGAGAGGGCUCCCGAUGGGGCAAAGCCCAGCUACAUAGGCAAAACCAGGAGGAGAUGAGUGAGUAGGGACUAGUUCGCCUAUACGCCAG